Molecule: messenger RNA, 3205 nt
Organism: Monomorium pharaonis (pharaoh ant)
Lineage: Eukaryota; Metazoa; Arthropoda; Insecta; Hymenoptera; Formicidae
Product: integumentary mucin C.1
Exons: 3
Coding region: 204-812 (202 amino acids)
Cellular component (GO): cytoplasmic vesicle
Source: RefSeq, a predicted model, not a curated record
CACAUCUGGCGCUGGUCGCUGCAGGUCGUUAGGAGCUGACGCGAAACAUUUGCAGUCAGUUGGUGGUAGUGCGUGGCAGCGUAUGCCAGGUGCGUCGUUUUUCUCUUUCUCUCACUUCUCAGUCAGUACUGGUCAGUAACGCAACGUUCGGAGCAGCACGGAGGGAAAUCCCAGUAUCCCACGACUCUUUCGACACCAUCGAAAUGAAAUCGGCUUACGUGAUAUGCGUGUUACUGGGCGUGACGAUCGGCACCACGCUGGUGCUAGCCGACGGCACGUUACAAUUGAUGGUUGAAGCAACAACAGCUACACCUGUAGUUACAUCAAGUUCUGUAACGGAAUUAACAAAGAAUGUCUCUAAUUCGGAACCUAACGUGACAACUCCGACACCACCACCAAAAAACAAUUCUACUACUACUUCAAGUACAACUCCUGCGAAUAUUACUACUACCACCUCCACUACUAUUACUACUACCACCUCUAAAACUACUACUCCUAUACCUACACCUUCUGAUAAAACGACUAGUACAACGAAUAGUACUACUACAACUACAACUACUGCAACUAUACCUACAACAACGUCAUCCAAACCAACUACUACUCAUGCCCCGACUCCCACAGCUCCACCCACUAGCACAGGUUCAUCAAAAACAACAGCUGUACCAACAGCUUCGCCAUCUUCUAAGGACCGCCAGUUUGAUGGUCUAAGCUUCUUUGGUGGUAUUAUUCUUACAACAUGUCUAAUGGCGAUCGCUGCAUUCUCGUGGAAAUUCUAUAGGCAGUGCAAGGAAGGAAAUUACCGUACACUGUGAUAACAUACGAGGCUAUAACGAAUUUUCGUCAAGUAAACGCAAAAUUAAUUGGACUAAGGACUAUAAUUAUUUUAUUGUAAUGAUAUUGCGUAUUUUUAUAACGCAGUUAAAUGUUGCGUGGUUUAAGUGCUCUUAGUAAUGUGAUGUGCAACCACGAGUUCCGUUUUUCUCAUGUAUAUCUAUCUAAUAGAGGGAAGAGGGGGAGGAGGGUUAAGUAUUCGUAUGUAUUGGAAACAAUAACGUUGUAUUUAGGCGCGUUUAUUAGUAGGUGAGAGAAUGUGACAAGUUGCGUGUUGUAAGUAGAAGGGAGAAUGAUAGAAGGUGGGAAGAGGGAAAGGUGGGCGCAUUGACGAGAGCUAAUGACCAAUCAAACGUACAUUCCAAGAGGGAAAAAGAGGGAGAUCUUUCUAAACGCGCAUUAUCCUACUUCUUAUUAGCUUUCGCUCAAACUGUGUGCAACUGUCGGCGAACUGUAUCUUUAAUGUACGGUACGGUGUAUAUAUUUCCACAGUAAAGUUAUGUAAGAUCUGACUUUUCUACGAGACGGGAGAGAGAAGAGAAAGUGUUAGACUUGAGAAACAUUGAGCUCGGCGCAGGUAUCUUGGCGUGAAAACGCCGAGGUAAAACGAAUCUCCAAAACAUUUGAAUCUCACGAAUGAGUCUCACAGUAGUAUAGAUGACACCGAAUAUACAUUAAUAUAUACAUUAUUAAAAUUAAACUGUAUUAAAAAUAUUGAUAAUCGUAUAGUAUGAUAACACAACAUGUGCGAGCUGAAUUCUCUUUUUCGUAUCGUUGAUCUUGCUGCAUGACAUUUUCUUUUGGUGAAAUUUACAUAAUAAUUGUAAAAAUAUAUACGGCAUUGUCAGAGUAAAGGUUCUUUUGCUCUACUUUCUGAUUUACUCUGCGUCGUUUAAAUUUGUACUAUGUAGUGGUGUAACAGUUUUAUUUUUUGCAAUCGGACUUUUCACUAUUCUUGAGCGCGCCAAGAAUCGUCAAUUAUUUAUCGCGUUGCAAUCGUAUCAAUGUCCAUGAAAAUCUCUUUUAAAAUGCUUAUUCGUCAAAUAGAAUGCCUAAGUAAUAAAUAGUUCCUUUCACACAUUUUCGCCUAAGAUGAAUCAAACUACACACAAUAUUAACUAGAACAUGUUUUCCUUUUUUUUUUUAGUGCAAAACGUAUUAUAUAGAUCGCAGAAUUAAUUUAUCGUUUUUUUUUUGUAACAUGCAUGUUAUAUCUGAGCUAUUACAAUUGUAUUAAGUAAUUUUAAGCAAUGUUCUAAGUAACGUGUCACGUUUAUUAUAAAAGACAAAAAGAAUCAUACAUUAUAUUAAUUGUGUGCAAUAUAAUUUCAGUUCACCAUAGGUUACCUUAUGAUGUAACAUUGAGAAUCUAAAGACACAACACUGUUAAUAUUUUGUGAAACCUAAUCCUUCUACCUGAUAUUCCUCUUGAUAAUACGCCGUAAUAGUAUUACUGCAAUAGACACUUGUCUUUCGAUCCGCGAUGUUUCAUAUUUUGCCUUGUCAAUAUUUUUUAUAGCGAAAAGAAUUUCAAGAAAAUGAUCUGCCUCGACAAACGCAUUUGUUUAAAAGUAUUAUAAUUUAAUAACAGUGUAUAAUAUUAAAAAAUCCUGUAAUAUUAAAAGAAAGUGACAUGUAGAUCAAUUGUAAAAUAUUUUUUUCACUGCAUUAUCAUUCGUAAGGCUACAGAUUAUUUAAAAGUUGUCCGAGAACAGACAAGCGUCUUUUUGUAUACUUCGUACAAUAGUCACAAAAAAUGCAUGUAUCGGAAAAACAAGGCAUAAUUUUCUCACAAAAUGACGUCGGAACUAUAUCUCAAAACGCCAGCGAGCCACUCCUUUCACGUUCUCCGCUGACGCGAAAAUAAUCAAUCGUCGCCGAGAACCGCGUGUUUUGCCAUGGGCAUCGCCAGAAUUACUUGCUCGCGCAAUUUUUAAUAUGGGAAUUUAUUCUGUCCGGAGAGGGUAUUGAUCGCAUCACAGGGUUGUUACAUAUACUUGACACACAUAUUUCCGCUUACAGUUAAUACGUGGCUCUAAAACUCGCGACUCUAAUUGUCGUUUCUCACACCACAGAGGAAAAAUCCAUCAUGUUACACAAAGGUGCGAAGGGAGGAAAAAGGGAAAAAAGAAAACAACGAGGGAAAGGUGAAAGGAAAAGAUCAAUAUGAGAAAACCAUCUUAUGAAUAUUAUGAAUAAGAAUUUGUACAGAGAAAGAGAGAGAGAGAUAUAUAUUUAUAGUUUCAACUUGAAAUUGCAAUGAGAUAUUCGAUGCGGCAAACACGAUGAAGCCGUGAUAUUGCAGUCGAUAAACUUGCAUGGCUUGAAAAGCUACAAUAAUUUAUUCGACGCUGAGAGUUUCUUCGGGUACCAA